GAAGACACGUUUUGUCGUCCGCUCCGCCUAACCUCAGACGUCAAUCUGUCAGACGUUUCGAAUGAAACUAUUCGGAGUAAUUAUGAUCUAGUCCGAGAUAAGACAAACGUUCGGGAGUCGUUAGCUUCUUAUUCUCCAAGAAUAAAACGGACACUUUUCUCUGUGCUUCCUCGCCAUAAUUUUUUUUUAUAAAUAUAUUAUAGUCGUGUUGAUAACCGGUACGGUAUAAUGCGAGUGCCGACCAGUGUUGUUUUUCUUAACAUUUUUGUAAUCGUAUUGACUUGCAUGAGUAGCAUCCAAUGUGAGAAAGAAAAACUGGGCGAGGAGGAACUCAAAUCUCAAAAAUUUCCGCCCUGCGCAGCGUGCAAAAUACUUACCAGUAGUUUCAAAAAGGGUUUAGACAAGACGAGUCGUGGGAAGUUUGAGGGCGGAGAUAGCGCUUGGGAAGAGGACAAGUUAGGCUCGUACUCAAGAAGUGAAAUACGACUGAUUGAAAUACAAGAGAACUUGUGUAAAGAUGUUGAGCGUGGCGAGGUGCAGUGCCAAUCUUUAGCCGAAGAAUUGGAGAGUCAGAUAGAGGAAUGGUGGUUCAAGCAUCAAGAUACUUAUCCAGAUAUAUACGAUUAUAUCUGUAUCGAAAAGACAGAACGUUGUUGUCCGAAAGAUCAUUACGGUCCGAACUGUACGCAGUGUCCAGGAUAUCCAGAUAGAAUCUGCAGCAAUAAUGGCAAAUGUAAAGGAGCUGGCACGAGAAAGGGAAAUGGUGGCUGCUUCUGCGAUAAGGGAUAUAUUGGAGACAUUUGUUCAGAGUGCGCUCCGAGAUACUAUGAAUCUUAUAAGGACGAAAAAACCUUGUUAUGUUCCUCAUGUCAUGCGGCGUGCGACGGACCUUGUAAAGGCGCCGGGCCAAAGGAUUGCGAGAAAUGUGCUGCUGGAUGGUACAUGAUCGAAGACAAAGGCUGCUUUGAUAUCGACGAAUGUUUAAGAAGCAACGAUAUCUGUCCUGGCAAUCAAUUCUGCAUUAAUAAAGAAGGGAGCUAUGCUUGUUUGGCUUGCGACAAAGCCUGCAACGGUUGCACCGGCGAUGGGCCAGAUAUGUGUGUCAAAUGUGCCGAUGAUUAUCAUAAAAAGGAUAAUUUGUGUAUAAAUUCAGAUCUUCUUGGCCGCAAGAAACAAGAAAAUCUGGCGAGAUAUCUGACGUAUUUCGGACUUUGUGUGGCGACAUGUAUUAUUUUGCAACGUAACGUUUAUGCAGCAAGCGUUAUCGGUUUGUUGGUUGCAGUAUAUAUAUCUGUUUCUGAGUAUAUGAUCGCGUAUAGCAAUGUCCAGGAUACAACGACAAACAUGGAUAUUCUAGGACCAGCUUAAAUAGGAACGCAAUUUAAAAACCUCUGUAAAAUCAUUUUAAUGUCUUGUAUCAGGAUACGGAGUCAUUAUCCAUAUGUAAAAAAUAUCGUAUAUUAGACUUAAUAUAUAAGUUAAAAAGAUAUCAGAAUUUUAUUUAUUAGUAUUUUUUCUUGCUAUAUUUUUGAGAAACUCUGAUAUGUUUUCCUGAUCUUAUAUGUAUAUAUAUGUCCGUUUCUUAUAUCUAUAUGUUUACUUUACAUAACUAUACAAUUUUGUUUAGAUAUCAAAGUAUUUAAAAAAUUAUAUGGCCAGUUUUUUAAUAUAUCAUUUUUUAUUUACCAAAAUUAUUAAUGCCGGCUUUUUGUCCAAUAUAUCUUUAUUGUAUAUUGCAUUAUUGUAAAUACUAUAUCUCAAUGUAGAAAAGAAGUGAUAAGAACAGAAGAUAUUACAGAUUUAAAAUAAGUACAUUACAAAUUCACAACACGUAUGUACAAUAUAUUACUUAAGCAUUUUUAUACUCAUAAAAAAUUUAAAUGACUUCUAUGUGAACAUAUAUCUACCUACAGUUUCUGAUAGCUAUAAUAUAAUAAUAUCGAUUUCAACGAAGAAAACAAUAGUAUUGCCAAUAAUUAAUAUUAAAU
Messenger RNA from Temnothorax curvispinosus, 1988 nucleotides. It is a transcript of the gene Creld, whose product is annotated as cysteine-rich with EGF-like domain protein 2. Gene Ontology annotation, molecular function: calcium ion binding. The transcript is spliced from 4 exons. The record is from RefSeq and is a predicted model, not a curated record. NCBI's taxonomy places the organism in Eukaryota, Metazoa, Arthropoda, Insecta, Hymenoptera, Formicidae. Bases 229 to 1368 code for a protein of 379 amino acids.